Messenger RNA from Thrips palmi, 7270 nucleotides. RefSeq names its product muscleblind-like protein 2 (gene mbl). The transcript is spliced from 9 exons. Gene Ontology annotation, molecular function: metal ion binding. Lineage: Eukaryota; Metazoa; Arthropoda; Insecta; Thysanoptera; Thripidae. The record is from RefSeq and is a predicted model, not a curated record. The coding region runs from base 914 to 2881 and encodes 655 amino acids.
CGGAGUCCAGUAGCGCCCCGAGCCGAGCUAGCGCUAGCGGCCGAACCCAGACAGCCCAGCCCAGCCAGCAGGCAGCUCAGCCCGCGCUGGCAGUCAGGUCUGAGCACUGGGGCCGCGUUGUGCUGUGAGGAUAUUGCUGUGCUCCUUGCUCCUGCUCCUGCUGCUGCAACGCAUAGCCUGGCGUGGCGAAGCCUGCUGGCCCUGGCUCAGCUGUGCAAGCCCAGCUAGCUGCUUUGACCACCACUUCCACCGCUUCGUCACCACCCUGCUGCUUCCUCCACCGCGGCUGCUACGUCGACGAGGAUAACCGCGUCGCCGCGUUGAGAAAUAGACUUCUCUAGUGCUAACGAAGUGAGUGAAGGGAGCGACGCGAGGGCGACGAACCCCCAUAGAAUCGUAACAUAGGACUCCCACCCCGUCCCAACCCAUCGAGAGCAAGCCAAGCAAGCCAAGCCAAGCAAGCAAGUUCGGUGGAAAUCAAGCUGUGAUUUAUUUUGUGGAUCAUCAAGGAUUACCAGUGUGAUACGAAUUGUGCAGUGUGUUGCUGGAGACAUCCGCUUCAGUCUAAACUUUCUUAAGAAAGAAAAUAAUAGUGCCUCAAGCUUUGAAAGUGAAUACGUCAGAGUUUUAGAUAAAUAACUGAUCCAAAGUGUGUGCAGCGUUGUUAAAUUGAGGCCAUGUUGCGGGUCUCCAGGACUUCUACUACAUCAGAGGUCUCGCUCGGUGAGCACACACGCGACGGGGGUGUGGCAUUCCACCAUCGCUUCCCAGCCAAACUGAAAAGCUGGCGAGCAGCGGCGCGCUGAGCGAGUUUGCGGAGCCCCCGCUGCCCCCGCCCCCGCAGCCCGCCGCGCCCUCUCCAGGACCUCCAGGACCUCCAGGAGGGCCGUCUGCAAUCUCGGCGCCGCCCGCGAUGGCCAUGGUCAACAUGAACAGCCUCCUGAACGGCAAGGACUCGCGCUGGCUGCAGCUGGAGGUGUGCCGAGAGUUCCAGCGCAACAAGUGCUCGCGCCCGGACACCGAGUGCAAGUUCGCGCACCCGCCCGCCAACGUGGAGGUGCAGAACGGCCGAGUCACCGCCUGCUACGACAGCAUCAAGGGCCGGUGUAACCGCGAGAAGCCGCCGUGCAAGUACUUCCACCCUCCCCAGCACCUCAAGGACCAGCUCCUCAUAAACGGCCGCAACCACCUCGCCCUCAAGAACGCCUUAAUGCAGCAGAUGGGCCUCUCGCCUGGGCAGCCCAUGGUUGCCGGUCAAGUGCCAACAGUCGCAACGAAUCCUUAUUUGACGAGCAUGCCCCAGGUUGGCGGCACAUUCAGUCCAUACUUCACACACGCAGGACCUAUCAUGCCAACGGCCAUCAUGGGUCCAGACCCUGCUGGAGUAACGUCACCUCUUGGCAUGGUGCAACAGACUGUUGUGACACAACAGAAAAUGCCACGGUCAGACCGCCUUGAGGUCUGUCGAGAAUUCCAGCGCGGCGCGUGCAAGCGUGCUGAGUGCGAGUGCCGUUUCGCGCACCCGCCAGAAGCCGUGACGGCCUCCGAGGACGGAACAGUCACGGUCUGCAUGGAUGCCGUGAAGGGGCGCUGCAGCCGCGACCCUUGCCGCUAUUUCCACCCCCCUCUGCACCUCCAAGCCUAUAUCAAGGCUGCACAAGCGCGCCCCACCGCGCCUGGAGUCGCCAUGUCAAAUGUAGGCGCUCCACAGGAUGUGGGCAAGAAGCGCUCUCGUGACCCAAGCGAUGACAUGAUAAUGAUGGAUAUGAAGUCAGUGGGAUCAUUCUACUAUGAAAACUUUGCCUUCCCCGGAAUGGUGCCUUACAAGCGGCCGGCGGCGGACAAGUCUGGCCUCCCCAUGUACCAGCCCAACACGACGUAUCAGCAGCUGAUGCAGCUGCAGCAGCCGUUCGUGCCCGUAUCAUGUGAGUACUCGGCCGGUCUGGCUCCACUGCCUGCGCUGCCUUCGCUCCCCCAGCUGCCUCCCCUGCCCCCCUCCGGCCCCCCAAGCUCCUCCAGCACCUCCUCGACGGCCAGCAACGAGGCUGGGAGCAAAGACGACUACCAGGAGAGUAGUGGAGGCGGAGGCGGGGGCACCUCCUCUCAGCCGUCCACCAACACGGCCACCACCACGACCUCCACCGCCCAAAGCUCUACUGCAAAGCCCUCACCUACCUCCUCCAUGCCUGUAUCCGCCGCCACGACGGGCCCAGUGCCGAGCAGUGCAAGCACUAGUGCAAGCAGUGUGAGUGCUUGCAGUGUGAGCGUAGCUAAUCCGCUGACCGCCCUCUCCUACACAGGUGUGGCGCUUAACAAGCAAGCCGCACACCAGUCCAACCACAACCCCUCCCAGACCCCCGGGGCAUCGCAAGCCGUGGUGGCAGCUGUACCCCGCUACCCCGCCAACCUCACCCAAAUGUCCACCCUCUCCCAGCUGCCUCAGAUGUCGACCAUGAGCCAGCUCGGCCAGAUGUCACCCAUGUCUCAGAUGAGCCAAAUGUCUCAGAUGUCUCAACUAUCUCAGAUGAGCCAAAUGUCGCAACAGAUGUCUCAGAUGUCUCAGAUGUCCCAACAAAUGUCUCAGAUGUCUCAGAUGUCGCAAAUGGGUCAGCUGGGAGCGGCGGCAUCAAAUCCCUUCCUGACCUUCAGGCCGCAACAUCCCCAAUUUUUCUCCCCCUUCGGAAUGCUGCGCCCACAAAUGUUCCCGUCUGCGGCGGCAGGCCAAGCCCAAGUUUCCCCUGUCUCCUUUCCCUUCCCCUCAGCCACUGGUGCAGCUCAGAACGCAGCGUCUACGCAGGGGCUUUUAGCCGCCAGUGCAGCUGCUCAGUACAACAGUAAUAGUGUGGUGGUCCAACCUUACAAAAAGAUGAAAACAAUUUAAUGUGCCUGACCAGCAUGCCCACUUACAAACUAGCCUUAAUUAAUUAAUGAGUUUGGAUUCAUUUCUAGUCAAAAUUCCCCAACUUUUAAAUAUGAGAAAGCAAAAAAAUUUUAAGAAAAAUGGAAUCAGUAUUUUUUUUUUUUUUUGGCAAAGGGCUAAACAAACUGAAAAUUUGACAAACUUUAUGAUAUGUAAGAAGGGCUUGAUAUUGUGCGUUCUUGAUGAACCGCGUGUCAGGCAUGUGCCUCUGUGUGGUGACACACACAAGGUUGUACAAACAGACUGUCGCUGACUUUACUGUAAAUAUUUCAAAGAGAAAUGAUGUGUACCAAUUUUACCACUUUACAAGAUUUUUCAACUAUAAAUAUAUACAAAUAUAUAUAUUAUAUAUAUAUGCAAAGUAAUAUAUAAAUUCUUAUUAAUUAACAUAGUGUAAUGCUGAUUGUGGUAAAAUCAAAGCAAGUGGGAAAUUCUUUUGAUGUUAGUAAUUGUACAUGUGAGGGACAUAAGAUAAAUUUUCUCCGUUGAGAAUUUCUUUUCCGACACUAUUAGUGUUCUCAUUACCAAAUAUGUAGGCAUUCUAAAGAAAUAAUGUGUGAAUGAGUGAACACCAGUGACAGACAGCUGGUAGAUGUUAGUGCUAGUUUGAUAGGUGACUGGACUGUGAUAGUGUGAUAGCUCAAGAGCGUGCAGUGUGGACAAGUGUGGUGUACCAUACUUUUUAAGUACCUGUUCUGCUCCCACUGUAUGAUCUAGGUGUUUUAUAAUGCUGCUUGAUCAUCCAUAAGUCAAUUAAUUUGACUUGAAUUCUGCGCAUGCCAGGAAAUGGGGGAUCACUGAUAUGCAUUAAGUAGAAGCAUGGUACAACAUUAUACUAUCAAACUUGUAGAUUGUAUUAGUUUAUAUUUCUGUGUUGUUGAUUUUUCUCCUCUAUCUUUCUCCCUGCUAUUUGUCUCCUUUUCUGUGAAUCUGUCUCCAUCUGUCUGUCUUUCAAUCUGUCUCUCUGUCCAUCUUUCUUUUUCUUUAUUUUUACCCAUGAGCACACAACAUUUCCAGUCUUAAAAUCUCUAAGUUACCGCAGUGUUUGUUUGAUAGGAAAGGAAUUAGAUUUGCAGUGAGCUUUAUCCUUUUUGUUCUUGUUUCUAUCUUUUAAUGGCCACCUUACAUUAUUGUUUUAUGCUGAUUUUUAUUUGCUAUGACUAGAGGUGUGCCCUGUUGCCAUACUGUUCAGAGUGUCUUUGUUGAUUUUGCGCUCCUGGGUUAAGCAGCAUUGGCCUCUAUCUAAAGUGUGUAUUUGUUAAAACAAUCAUUGUAUGCUGUACGCCCUGACCAUCAGUAGACUUGGUUCCUCCUGCAAUGUUGUGGCUUCCUUCCCUGGUCCUUUUCCCCCCUGGCUCUCCUCUGCAUCUUAUCACCUUUGCUGGAAUGUCCCGGGUGCAGGGACUAAAACCAUUGUUACGCUCAGACAAUAUCCACCAUCCAGUUGACUUGAUAAAUGAUUUUUAGCUUUUAAUUUUUAACGAUUCUUGAAAACCAGUGCAUGUAUGUGAUAUUUAAGGCCUAUAUCUGUGUUAGAUUCAGCUUAUAUCCUUGAAUUACAGUUAGUUUAAUGGGCGAUGGGAGUAAUAGGCUAGGUUUACGGUAUUUCAACAAGGGAUAUUGGCUGUUGUCUGGGCUUCUCCAUUGAGUCUAGUACUUUGUUCGUGUAGCUGCUUUUUUCCACUCUGUAGUGACGAACUGUAUGUGUGUGCCUGGAGCCCAGACCUGACUCACUCCAACAGACCAGUCUUACUGAUAGUGUGCAGUUCAUUUGAUUAGUGUUCCUAUUAUAGUAAACAUAUUUAACCCCUGAAUAAUGUUUAAUUGGGAAAAAAGAAUACUUUUAAAAUUAACUGUUCUUGGUUCUUAAGAUCCCAGAUCUUAAUGAGAGGUACCAUUGAAUAUUAUGAUUCACACAUUAAAUGUUGUUUGAAAUAUUAUAUAUAAAAUUUAGUUUUAAAAGAUAAUGCCAUGUUUCAUUUUAAAUUUGUUGAAAGUAAAUGAAUUUUUAAGUAGUGUGUAGGCACAUUAUUUUUGUUUAUUGAUGUUAAUUUAAUUUUCCAACCUUCUUGUUUUAUUUGUUCAAUGAAUGGAUAUUUGCGUUUUUCAAAGUAUGUUGUUGUGACUAAGGAGUACAGAGUAGGAGGAGUAGGAACGUUGUACUGUCAGGAGGUAGCAAAACUGCUUUGGACUUGAAUUUGUUCGGUUGGAGCACUCUGACUAAUCACACUCUGUCCGUUGCUAUAUCUUCUUUGUUUCCUGAAUGUUCCCACCGCAGCACUUAGGCAGCAAUCGCAAAACAGAUCAUUUAGUUUCAAAUACUUGAUGUUUUCUAUUCUCGCAUUUUUAGCAGUGCUUGUCAUGUGCUUUUAACAUUUUCGACAAGAUGAAGGUUUGAUUGAUUCAAACUCCUUCGUAUAUUUAUCGAACAACGCUUUAUGAAACUGUUGCAUGGCUUUUGUACUGAAAACAAAGCGGAAUGCGGGUGUUGUGCUGUGUUGUACAUUGUGUGAUGUCAGAAUGUUCCAGCAAGGGAUAGUUCACAUUAGGGGAGGAUUUCAAUUGAAUGCAACAAAGAAUAUCAACUUUUUUUUUUGUCUAGCUUCAUUCUCUGAGUAUCAAUAACAGCAUCCCUCACCGUAUUCUUUUACUACAUAAACAAUGUUGGAAAUUUUGAACCAAGACGCACUUAAACCAAUCAUAUUUAACAUUUAGUGGCCCUUUCAGUGAUCAUUAAACUGGCACACCUCAAGCUGCUCUAUUCUGAUUUUGUUGAAAAUUUUUUUUUACAUUAUAUGUUUGUGAAUAUUUUUACUUUGGGCUGCUUCUGUCAUAUGCCGUAAUACACUUCAUUGAUUGACAAUGGUUGUCACUCUUACAUUCCCUCGAUGCAAUAUGAAAAUGUCUUUCCUUCAAGUUGUGGUGGUUGCUCUUCCUUUCUCUGCUGUUACAGUUCUUCACGAACGAGUGCUUUUUCUAUACAGCUGGCAUUUUACAUUUGCUCGUAGUCAAUUAUUAUUGUCCGCUACAAAGACACCAAUGCUGCCUUCUUUUUUUUAACUUCUACAUAUUUUCCCUAAUUAGAUAAAUAGUCUGGUUUAUUUCACAUUCAACUAGGUGGCUUUUCUAUGUGUCAAAGUGUGAUGUAGUAUGACACAAAAAAUGAAUCUUUAGCAUCGCAUGGUGAAAUGUUGAGUGUGGCAUAUGCAGCAAUAGAAUUGUGGUAUGACAUGUGAUUGAAGUUUCCAAACAUGAGACUCUGUGCUUGGCAUUUCUUGGACAGAGAGAGCUAAGUUCUGUCUCAGACCAUUAAAUUUUAUAGAGCACAGCUUCACCUACUCCUCUCUCUCCCCCUUCUGUUCCAGCUCUUAAUUUUUGUUGUCAUUACCGGGUCCCUUUGUCAAUGCUUUUCUGCCCACACUCCCAAUAGUUCCUUUCCGUGCAGCACCUCCUUUACUUUCAGGCAGUUAGGAUGACUGGCUUUAGUCCCUUUUAAUUGUUUGGUAUAUCCAUCAUCAUAUGCAAUGAUGUUGCACUAAGUGCGUGCUGACUUAGCUAGUUCUCAGGUUCCGUAGUACACUGGAGGGAAUGACGGCUUUUGCCAUGCCAGGCAUUUGUGAGAAUGUGUGCCGCAAAAAAAGAAAUUUUAGGAAAGUAAAUGUUUACUUUUUAUUUCAAGUAUAAAUAUUCUUUUGAUUUUUGCUUCAUCUGGAGUGGCCUGAAAUUUUUAGUGAGGAGUGUUUGGGAGCGUAGACGCCCUUGCCUGCAAUGAGUGCAUUGACACUCCCACUGCGAGUCCUGUUGACCCUGCAAGCCCACAAACACUCGACUGCUUUUAAGUUUGCAUUCAAUGAAAAAUAUCCCUGUGUGAACACUGCUUCAUGCCCUGAGUGCGCUCAAUGAGUAGUUGGUUUGGCAUUGGGUAGCAUUCACAACCAAAGUGCCUUCUGCAUUGCGCUGUCCUGGUCUUAAUGUUUUGUUCUACUUUUUUUAAUGACUUUUUUUAUUGAGACAUUACAUUAUUAUCAUUACUUAAAGGGCAAAAAGAAUGUACAUCUUGGUUUUGGGUUGUUUUUAAUUUCUCGACGAUAAAAUUAUGGUCUGAUGAUGUGGCUGCCUGAUGUGUCACGCUUAUUUGCCAUUCACAUGUAUACUCCUCUGUAUGUACUUGCAUACUGGAUCUGUACUCCCACAUUGAUUGUGUUCUAUGCUGUACUGUACUCUCCUUACAUACUGCUCAUUCUGAUGUCUUGUAAAAAAUGAAGAUCAUAUAUGAGGAGCAAGUUACUUAUAAACACCAAACAGUAUUUGUAAUAAUAAUGCUUGAAAAAUGCAUGUUUAUUUGUUUUA